This is a messenger RNA of Orussus abietinus, 1603 nucleotides long. RefSeq names its product bone morphogenetic protein 2-like. Lineage: Eukaryota; Metazoa; Arthropoda; Insecta; Hymenoptera; Orussidae. Gene Ontology annotation, cellular component: extracellular region. Gene Ontology annotation, biological process: SMAD protein signal transduction; BMP signaling pathway. Gene Ontology annotation, molecular function: cytokine activity; growth factor activity. The transcript has a single exon. Bases 524 to 1573 code for a protein of 349 amino acids. The record is from RefSeq and is a predicted model, not a curated record.
UACACGUGUGUUCUUUUUCAGUCCCUGGAUAAGCUGUUAUCGAGGUGUAAAUACGGCAGAUCCUAAAUCGGCCGUCAUUAAAUCAAAGCUAAAUGGCGCAGGUCUGCGUCAUAAACAUUCCCGAAGGAGCUCGGGGAUCUAACCCAAGCCAUGGCCGAUAAACGGCGACUUUGCCGAGGAAGGUGGGCCCUCCGUCAAGUGGAGGACCGUCUGCAUCCGAUAACACCUUCGGCGGCGACUUUCGAGGCCGGUCAGAGAUUGGUCGCUAUUUGGAGAGCCGAGAGGAACCUUCCCGAGGAGGAGCUCGAGUGCGUCUCGAAGAGGUAGUACGUGUUCCGGCGAGCAGUAAAGUUCCCCUGAAUUUCCCCGCCAUUUACGAGUUCCGCGACUCACGCAUUAAUUACAUUAACAACCGACAUAAAGUUUCCUUGAUUUUCGAGGUACGCGAAGAGGCGCCUCCAAGGUCGAGGAUGACCAGAGGGCGAAGUCUUAUCAUCCCCACCGAAUCCGAGGUCGCAGUGCCAUGAAGACCUCUCUCUGGAACUGGUUCCUCCUCUUCACCAGCUCCCUCUUUGUCUUCUCUCUAUGGCGCUCAGGAAUCCUCACGUGGUCCACGUCGACCGUCCUGGCGAAGGCCUCGAUAGAGGUGGACCUCUCGUUGCCAUCGGCACCUAUCCCUUCUCAACGCGUCUUCAACAAGACCUCUAAAAAGUACCGACCUCGAAGAAAGCACCACCAUGCAGGUUCAAAGUACAUGCUGCGGCUUUACCGUCAUCGCCAGGGCGAGAACUACGACAUAGUCCGAGCCCUAGAGCCAGUGCACGUAUCCUGCCCCAUCUUCGAGGGCCAGGGCAGGAUCCUGGAGUUCUCCAUCCCAAAUUCCAAGCCCGGGGAGUUCCUCCAAACGGCGGAGCUCCUAGGAACCGCCGGCACCAUCUUCAGAGUGAGCUCCAUGGACGAGGUGGCUAAAAAACGGGUCCAGAGGUCCAGAAGAGACGACCACUGGAGAGCAUUCGACGUUACCUGGGCAGUGGCCACGAGGAACGGCGACCUGGUGCGCCUCUUGGUGUUGGGUAAGGUCAGGGCUCGUCGCCAGGACGGGGAAGGUCCGAUCCUCCUUCUGGGAUACAGCAAACCGGGGAAGAGAGCGCCCAGGUCGGUCCCCGAAGAGGACCAGGAAGAGGUCGGCGUCGUCUCCUGGGAGGAGGAGCAUGGAAGACGACGUCGAAGGAACGCUUGUCGACGUCGUCCUCUCUACGUGGACUUCGCCAUGAUCGCUUACGAUGACUGGGUCGUCGCGCCUCCAGGGUACGAGGCUUAUCAGUGCUCUGGGAAGUGCUUCUACCCCUUCGGGGACCAUUUAAGUCCCACCAAACACGCAAUUGUGCAGACUUUGGUACACGGGGCCCUUCAGGGUGGUAAUCCGGGGACCUCGGGACGACCCGUUGGAAGGGCUUGUUGCGUGCCCACCAGGUUGGCUCCCACCAGCUUGCUCUACCUCGACGCAAGUGGCACCCUGACUUAUCAGUACGGGUACGAGGACAUGGUCGUGGCAGAAUGCGGAUGCCGAUAGUUUCUUUUAGAUUUUAGAGUCCUAGGGUCU